Molecule: messenger RNA, 1977 nt
Organism: Trypanosoma brucei brucei TREU927
Lineage: Eukaryota; Euglenozoa; Kinetoplastea; Trypanosomatida; Trypanosomatidae
Exons: 1
Coding region: 1-1977 (658 amino acids)
Biological process (GO): cilium organization
Source: RefSeq, a predicted model, not a curated record
AUGAGACCGCGCCCUGUUGGGCGGAGGGCAGAUGGGGGCAAACCUGUGUGUACGCUAACUCGUCCCCCUGCGCCACCACCUUUAGAGGGAUCAGAUCCAGAGAUAGCAGUUGUUGGGUCGCGUGUUGUGCGUCUUUUGCGCGAUGCGCGUGCUGUCAUUCGCGAGCAGCGGCCACCGAACACUCCACCAAGGACCCAACCAAAGUUCGCUCCCAAGCGCGUAACUCGUCUCACCGCACUCAACCCAACUAGUGGAAACGACCCGCCAAAGUUAACUACUAACCAGCAACGGAUGGAUCCCAUAGCGUUUGUUACUUCUCUUGAUAGUGCGAAAGAUGCACCGCCACAACAACUCGAGCAACUUAACCAGUUAAAGCGCUGGUUGUGUGAACCCCAGCACGUUCUGUGGGACACAUUAACUGGGCGUUUGGUGGAUAUUGUGUUGUCCCCGAAGACGGACGCGCAAGUGUCGGUGUGUGCAGCGUCUAUUCUUUUGCGCUACUGCGAUGUUAAUAGGUUUCCCUCCCUUCCGGUAGUUACACGCCGUUUGCACGAGCUAUGUGAAGUUGGGCUUGAAGGUCAAUCACUUGAGGAGGUUGUUGUGCGGGAAUCGCUCUUACAACCACUUGUACAACUGCUGAAAAAUGAUGAACUUCUACUUUGCCAGCCCUGCGUGUUGUGGGAUGCGCUUGAGGCGCUUCGUUCGUGCAGUAGCAGUGAGGCAAUGCUAUCUCAGAUGGUCACCCUAGGAACCAUCCCCAGCACAAAUUCCCUGGUGGAGCGCAUUAUACAGUUGUUUCAAAACUCAUCGUCUCCUCCUCAACCCGAGGUUUCUCCAGCAAAUAAAAAUCUGAUCCGCUCUUUACUUUCGUCCACCUGUUUGCUCUUCCGGGACUUCAGUGCUGGGUACUCUCAUCACCUGCGAAAGCUUGGCUCCCUCGACCGCGUCAUUGAUACGCUUGAUCACUUCCGUGAUGAUAUGGACGUCGUACAGGCCGCGGCACGAACAAUGUCCAAAACAGUCUUCAACGAUACCUGUUUGGAGCACUACCGGGAAAACAUUCGGACUUGCCGCGUGGUGGUUGCUGCGCUUGAGUCAAGCAUGGAGGUGGGGGGCAUAAUAGUCACCCGGUUGUGCAGCGUAUUGGCACGUCUUGUAGAAUGCAGUAAAGAAAUGCGAGAUUGGUUCAUGGAGAACCAUCACCAAAUAUUGCUUCGGCUAGUGCAGACGCACAUUGCCCAGCUCAAAGUGGACGGUAAGGAAGACGAGCCGGUCGCGCAGAAUUUCGAGGAUCCGGAGCAGGAAGAUCUUCUGCAAAGUGUCACAUGGCUCGUAGGUGUUGCAUUAAUGAGCCCUGGGUGCUCGACAGCGUUCGUUCGCAAGAUAACUCCGCUCUUGGUGGGAUUUCUCAAGGAUUUUGACGUCGCGAAGUGGCACCUUACCUUUAUAUAUACGCUGAUGUGCUUAAGCAAUCUUUCAUUUUUCUUUACUUCCCUCGAAAAGAGCGAGGGUGGCCCUGCGGAACUCCAGCAGUUGUACGAAACUCUUGGACCGAUGCUUGCUGGCGUCCUCUUUGAUGGGGAUACCGAAGCAACGGUUGAGGCAACCCGGGUCCUGGGCAACAUUUGUCUCACUAAUGCUGGGCGUGAUUGGAUGGAAUCGAACCGAUGUGAUGAGGUUUGCGUCGUAUUUCUUGGUCAUGAAGACCCACGCGUUGUGUACAAUUGCUUUGGUGUGCUGCUGAACCUUACUGCAGCCGACAGUUGUCAGGUUGCUGCAGAUCCGGAACUUACAAAGAUGCUGCUGCAGCACACCGCGAGGUACACGCGCGCGGAAACUAUUGCCCUGGAGAAGGAGAGAGAGUUGAGGCAUUUCCAAGCUUCUGCAAACAGUCAAUCUCCAGAAGGCACAAACUACACGGACCAAAUAGCCGAUGUAGUUGAGAAACUACUCCUUAACCUCAGUGGUCUUUUAUGA